Carcharodon carcharias (great white shark) is the source of this 6389-nucleotide messenger RNA. RefSeq names its product chromodomain-helicase-DNA-binding protein 7-like. Lineage: Eukaryota; Metazoa; Chordata; Chondrichthyes; Lamniformes; Lamnidae. Gene Ontology annotation, molecular function: ATP-dependent chromatin remodeler activity; protein binding; ATP binding. The annotation marks the transcript as partial. The transcript has 31 exons. The record is from RefSeq and is a predicted model, not a curated record.
CUCCUACCUGCACUGUGAGUGGGCCACUCUGCAGCAGCUCGAGAAGGACAAACGCAUUCAUCAGAAGAUCAAACGCUUUAAGGCCAAGAUGGCGCAGAUGAGGCACAUUUUCCAUGAGGACGAGGACCUCUUCAACCCUGACUACACUGAGGUUGACCGGCUGCUGGAGGAGUCGCACAGCGUGGACAAGGAUAAUGGGGAGCCCGUGGUCUAUUACCUGGUGAAGUGGUGCUCAUUGCCCUAUGAGGACAGCACCUGGGAGCUGAAGGAGGAUGUGGACGAGGCCAAGAUCGAGGAGUUUGAGCGUCUCCAGGCCCGUAAACCCAAACUGGGCCACGUGGAACGACCUCCGGCCAAAGCCUGGAAGAAGCUGGCGCUGUUCCGGGAGUACAAAAACAACAAUCAGCUCAGGGAGUACCAGCUCGAGGGUGUGAACUGGCUGCUCUUCAACUGGUACAACAGACAGAACUGCAUCCUGGCGGACGAGAUGGGCCUCGGUAAAACCAUUCAGUCCAUCACCUUCCUGGAGGAGGUCUACUCGGCCGACAUCCACGGCCCUUUCCUGGUCAUCGCCCCCCUCUCCACCAUCACCAACUGGGAGCGGGAGUUCAACACGUGGACCGACAUGAACGCCAUCGUAUACCACGGCAGCCUGGCCAGCCGGCAAAUGAUCCAGCAGUACGAGAUGUACUUCAGAGACUCGAAGGGUCACUUCAUUCCGGGGGCCUACCGAUUCGAUGCCCUGAUCACCACCUUUGAGAUGAUCCUGUCGGACUGCCCGGAGCUGCGUGAGAUCCAGUGGCGCUGCGUGAUCAUUGAUGAAGCUCACCGGCUCAAGAACAGGAACUGCAAGCUGCUGGAGGGACUCAAGCUCAUGGACCUGGAACACAAGGUCCUGCUGACCGGGACGCCGCUGCAGAACACGGUGGAGGAGCUGUUCAGCUUGUUAAACUUCCUGGAGCCCGCACAGUUCCCCCUGGAGUCUGCAUUCCUACAGGAGUUUGGAGAUCUGAAGACCGAGGAGCAGGUCCAGAAGCUGCAGGCUCUCCUGAAGCCAAUGAUGCUCCGGCGCCUGAAGGAGGACGUGGAGAAGAACCUGGCGCCCAAGGAGGAGACCAUCAUCGAGGUGGAGCUAACCAACAUCCAGAAGAAGUAUUACCGCGCUAUCCUGGAACGCAACUUCACCUUCCUGGCCAAGGGCGCCGGGCAGGCCAACGUCCCCAACCUCCUCAACACCAUGAUGGAGCUCCGCAAGUGCUGCAACCACCCUUACCUCAUCAACGGGGCUGAAGAAAAGAUUCUGGGGGAGUUCCGCGAGAUUCACGAUCCCAUUGCACUGGAUUUCCACCUGCAGGCUAUGAUCCAGUCAGCAGGGAAGUUGGUCCUGAUCGACAAGCUCCUGCCCAAGCUGAAAUCCGGGGGCCAUAAGGUGCUCAUCUUCUCCCAGAUGGUUCGAUGCCUGGACAUUCUGGAAGAUUACCUCAUUCAGAAGAGGUACCUGUACGAACGGAUUGAUGGCCGCGUGCGAGGGAACCUGAGGCAGGCAGCCAUCGACCGCUUCAGUAAGCCGGAUUCAGACCGCUUUGUCUUCCUGCUGUGUACGCGAGCAGGAGGUCUCGGCAUCAACCUGACCGCUGCCGACACCUGCAUCAUCUUCGACUCUGACUGGAACCCACAGAAUGACCUCCAGGCCCAGGCUCGCUGCCACAGAAUCGGACAGAGCAAGGCGGUGAAGGUAUAUCGUUUGAUCACACGGAACUCGUACGAGAGGGAGAUGUUUGACAAGGCGAGCCUGAAGCUGGGCCUAGACAAGGCUGUGCUGCAGUCCAUGAGCGGACGAGAGAACAAUGUCAAUGGGAUCCAGCAGUUCUCCAAGAAGGAGAUUGAGGACCUGCUGCGCAAGGGAGCCUACGGGGCCAUCAUGGAUGAGGAAGACGAGGGCUCCAAGUUCUGCGAGGAGGACAUCGACCAGAUCCUCUCCCGGAGGACCACCACCAUCACCAUCGAGACGGAGGGCAAGGGUUCGACGUUCGCCAAGGCCAGCUUCGUGGCUACCGGCAACAGGACGGACAUCUCUCUGGACGAUCCCAAUUUCUGGCAGAAGUGGGCGAAGAAGGCGGACAUCGACCUGGACAUGGUGAACAGGAGGAACAACCUGGUGAUCGACACCCCCCGGGUUCGCAAGCAGACCCGUCCCUUCAACACCACCAAGGACGAUGACGUGGAGCUCUCGGACAUGGAGAGCGACAACGACGAGCGCCCCAAGUCUCGGAGGUCCUACGAUCGGCGGCACGGUUAUGGGCGCACGGAGUGUUUCAGGGUGGAGAAGAAUCUUCUGGUCUACGGCUGGGGUCGCUGGAAGGACAUCCUGGCUCACGGCCGCUUCAAGCGGAGGAUGGCAGAGCGAGACGUGGAGGUAAUCUGUCGCACCAUUCUGGUGUACUGCCUGCUCCACUACAGGGGGGACGAGAAGAUCAAGGGCUUCAUCUGGGACCUGAUCACCCCCACCGAGAACGGGCAGACCAAGGAGCUGCAGAACCACUCAGGACUGUCCGCUCCGGUCCCCAGGGGUCGCAAAGGGAAGAAGAUCAAGAACCAGAGCAGCUCCUUCGACGUGCAGAAGGCCGUGUGGAUCCGCAAGUGCAACCCAGACAUCCUGCUCCACGACGACAGCUACAAGAAGCACCUCAAACACCACUGCAACAAGGUUCUGCUCAGGGUUCGAAUGCUUUACUACUUGAAGCAAGAGGUGAUUGGCGAUCAGGCUGACAGGGUCCUGGACGGAGCAGAUUUCAAUGACAUCGACGUGUGGAUCCCGGAGGUCGACACCAUGGAAGUCCCCGCUGACUGGUGGGACGAAGAUGCCGAUAAAUCGCUGCUGAUCGGGGUGUUCAAACACGGCUAUGAGAAGUAUAACACCAUGCGUGCAGACCCUGCCCUCUGCUUCCUGGAGCAGGUCGGCCGGCCCGAUGAGAAAGCCAUUGCAGCAGAACAGAGAGGGACAGAUAAUUUCGGUGACAUCGGCGACAGUGGCGAUUUCGACAGGGAUCUGGAGGAUCCAGAGUACAAGCCCCUCAUCCUGGGAAGAGAGCAGCGUGAUGAAGACGGAGAUGUCAUGGCGCUGGAUGAGGAUAUCUCGGUGGAUGGUGAUGAUGGGGAGCUUCGGAAAGAGGUCUUCAUGGGUGUGGGCCUGCACAGCCGAGCUCAGUAUUGGCCAACGCCUUCGGUGCUGACUGCCCGUCUGCGGAGACUCGUCACCGCUUACCAGCGCACCUACAAGCAGGAGCAGCAGAAGAUGGAGGCGGCGGAGAAGGGAGAUCGGAGGCGGCGACGCUGUGAAGCUGCCUUCAAGCUGAAAGAAAUCGCAAGGUGGACUGGGCGGGAGGAGUCCGACUUCUACCGGGUGGUGUCGACCUUUGGGGUGGAGUUUGACCCCCAGACGCGGCUGUACCAGUGGGGGAGGUUCCGGAACAUCGCCCGGCUGGAGAGGAAGACGGACGAGAUGCUCACCAAAUACUUCCAGAUGUUCAUGGCCAUGUGCCGGCGGGUGUGCGGACUGCCCCUGGAGGAAGGAGAAGAAUACCCGGACAUGAGCAUGCUGGUGAAGCAGGUGACAGAGGAGCGAGCUACGCGGACCCUGUACCGGAUCGAACUGCUCCGCAAGGUGCGGGAGCAAGUCCUGUGCCACCCGCAGCUGGAGGAACACCUGCGGCUGUGCCAGCCGGCGGCGGACUUACCGGACUGGUGGGAGAGCGGGCGCCACGACCUGGAGCUGCUGACCGGCGCCGCGCGGCACGGAGUGAGCCGGGCCGACUGCCACCUGAUGAACGACCCCGAGCUCUCCUUCCGGACCGCCCGCCUCAGUCACCUGCAGGGCCUGAACCCCGGCUCCCGGAGCUCCACCCCGCUGCUGCCCCAGUACCGGGCGGCCGGGACCGCCUCGCCCCUCCCCCUGCCCCCCAACCCGCCGGGGAGGCCCGCGGCGCCGCUGGACCACCGCGGCCUGGAGGAGGAGGAUUUCGGCUGCCCCGCCGACGCGGGCUCGGGGGCGGGACCGUGCCCGGGGGGCACGCGGCGCCGGGCCAGCCCCCCCGAGCCCCCGUCGCCGCUGGGGAAGCGGCCGCGCCCCCUCCCCCUCUCCCUCCCCCUCCCCCCCGCGACAGCGGCCGCCGCCGGCGAGGACUGGGACAAGGAGUCGGACUCGGAGUCGGACAAGUCCUCCUCCCCGGGGGUCUCCCCCAGCCUGUCAGACGUCAGCGACGACGAGAAGGACCCGGACGACAAACCGGCCUCUGAAGCUCCGUCACACUCGAAAACCUACGAUGAGGAGAGCAUGAUCUCGGUGAACACCUCUCGGGACGAGACCCAGGACGGCUUCCUGAACGAGGAUCUGGAUCCCGGCCUCGGGGACUUUCUCCAGGACAAGCCCCGGUUCCCGUCUUCCUGCUGGCCCAAGGACCGAGUGCUGAUCAACCGGAUUGACGUCGUGUGUCAGGCGGUACUGACCGGCAGGUGGCCGACUCCGAGACGUGCGCAGGGCGAGCCCGGCGCGGUGCCGGGGGAAGCUCCCCCCCCACCCUCGCUGACGGGCAGUCCGGGGGACUCCCCCGUCCCCACCCCCGGGAGCCUCACCAUCGACGAAGACUUGGCCUCGUCCCAGUUCACCAAGGUGAAGAAACAUAUUCGCGAGAAGGAGUUCACAGUCAAAAUUAACAAUGAGGACGGCCUGAAGCUGACCUUCCACAAACAGCGCAGGAAACGGCGGAAGAAGCUGGAGAUGGAGGCAGAGCGAGCCCGGCUGCGCCAGUACAUGAGCAGCAUCCAGGACGUCCAGUCGGCCUCGGACAGCGGGCAGGAGACUGGCGCCGACCCCCUGCGGCCCACCCCUCUCACCCCGUCCGCCCUGCUGGACCGCGCCUCCCCGCUGAAGCUGGGCCCAGACCACUACCGGCCGGUGACCGAGCCGGACCCGGACACGGUCAGGUGCCAGCUGGACGCGGUGCUGAGCGCCGGCGCCAACUCCCUGUGGCGGCAUUCGGUCAACGGGCAGCUGGCUGAUGGGCAGGCGCUGGCCAAGAAGAAGCGGGGGCGGCGGAAGAACGUGGAGGGGGCUGAGCUGCUCCUCUCGGCCCAGAGUAAAGGCCUGUGCGCGGCCAGCUUGGAGGCGGAGAAAAGCUUCGAGGAGGCGCAGCCGAGGCGGACGGAGGUGGACAUGGAGACCCGGAUCCCCGUGGUCAGCAAGGUGGACGGCACGGUGUUGGCGGGAGAAGAGGCCCCGCGGCGGAGGGAGCUGGACCUGUGGCUGAAGGAGCACCCAGACUUCAGCGUGGACCCCAGCUGUUUGGCGUUCAUCGAGGACCGGCCGAAGCAGAAGAGGCACCGGUGCCGGAACCCCCACAAACUAGACGUCAACACGCUGACCGGAGACGAGAGGGUUCCUGUCAUCAACAGGCGCAAUGGGAAGAAGCUUGGCGGUGGAUUUGCGCCUCCGAUCAAAAAUCUCCAGAAGUGGCUCCGGGAAAACGCAGAAUACGGAAUCGCUCAGGAAUGGGCUGAUGUAAUCAAACAGUCGGGCUACCUUCCGGAGGAGAUGUUUGACCGGAUCCUGACGGGCCCAGUUGUUCCGGAGGAGGGCAGGAAGAGGGGCCGGAGACCCAAGCACUUGGCGGCGGCCAUGCAGGUCAACUCGCUGCUGGCCAGCGGCGUGCUGGACGUCAACGCCUUCCAGAAGAACUUUCAGUCUCUGCAGCUGGGCAGCCUGUUGGCGUUCCCCCCGGGGGUCGAGGCCAAGGUCGGCGGCCGUGGGGAGAGCGGAGCCGGAGCCGGAGCAGGAGGAGGAGGAGGAGGCGCCGCCGUCGCCGCCGCUACCACCGGCCCCCCUGACCUCGCCCGCGAGCGGCUGGCGCCGGCGGCCCCCGAGGCCCCCAAGGCCUCCGGACCGCCGGCCCAGGGCCGCAACCACGCCUUGACCCUCAACUCUCUGGUGCUGUCCAACGUGUACGGGGGCAUGUUCCUGCCCCCGGGGUUCGGGAUGGGGCUCCCGCCGCUCUCCCUGCCUGGGCUGGGUCACCCGGCGGCCGGCAAGGGCCAGGAGGCCAGGGCGGUGCCCUUCGACCUGGUGGGGCGAGCGCCCGAGCUGGAGGACAGUCUUUCUCAGGGUUACGACAGCGCCGACGAGAAAGGGGACUACUCCCACUCCCUCAUCGACGACCCCAUGAUGCCCACCAACUCCGACCUCAGCGGGGAAGACUGAACCCCCACCCCCACCCCCCCCUACCAUCUCCCUCCCUCCCUCCAAACUCUCCUGUUCCCACUCCUCCCCCGCGUCUUGGACAUUGUUGUGGCGCACUCGUUGGCGGGGGGUGGGUGCGCGAGGGAGGGCCGUUCCC